AAAUGUACGUUUUUAUACGAUUAUUAUUUAUAUAUUACUGUAUAAGUAUCAUUAUACUGCUCAUACGGUAGAUACAAGCUGUAUAUAGUUUGUAGUGAAAACAACAAGGCUCGUUCAUCUAUCAACCGCGCACCUGGAAUCAGGUGCAAACACGAAAAGGGUGCGAUAAAUCGAGAUAAGAGCCCGUUUAACCACUUCUUUCAGAUAAUUCCGUCUCUAACACGCAAGCUAGACUCUCUUAUUCUCUCUUUCUCUCUCUCUUACACACUGUCUAUUGCAAACAACAUCAACAAUAACAAUAAUAAUAAUAACAACAACAUAUAGUUUUCCCACGUAAAUCGAUCAGAUGUGUAUACCAGAUCCUGUUAAAAGCCGUUUUAUUGUAUAAACAUAUCGAUCGGGGGUUGCAUUGAAUAAGCCUCCACACCGUACCGAAAAAUAUAUAUAAAUAUAAAUAUAAAUAUCAAGAUAUAAGAAAAUACACAGAGUUUAUACUUAACAUAUAGGAUGUAUAAAUACCGAUAUGUUUAUUUAUAUAGCUUAUAUACCUUUACGAAUUCUUAUUAUGUAGGAGCGUUCAAUUACCUAUUAAGGUAUGUUUGCCUUGUUAUACUGUUUAAAUAAAUUACAUGUAUUCAGCAUUCUAUCGUUAGCUUGGACACUUAUAUUCAAUUUUUCACCUUAAUUUUCGAUAGUGUUUCCGGCUUAUGUACACAAUAUGAAAGCUUUUCUACAUGUGCCCGCGUAUAUAUAAAUACAGACACAUACAUAUAAAUAUAUUAAACUAAACAAAGGAAAAGGCAGAAAUCUUUGGGCAAACAUAUUGUAAAUGAUAGGCGGAUAAACAUAAAGAUAGAGUGCGUGUUUACAGAACUUUUGCAGUAUUGAGAGGCGAGAUAAGUCCCAACCAUCUGUCUUGGUUAUCGCACAUUUUUCGAUUUGACAAACAAUGUUGCCCAAUUUCCACGUUUCUGUUAUUUUAUAAAAGAGAAAUGAAAAAAAGAAAUUUUAACACCUUUUGUUUGUAUAAAAAACUGUAUGUAAACCUAUACAAACAUAGGUGUAUUUAUAGAUGUACAGUAUAUACAUUUCCCUAAAUAAUCUACACUGCAGUAUGCUGCACAUAAAUUUCUAUCAAAAGUCUAAAUUGAAACAUUCAUUGUGUUUUAUAAAGGAUUUUGUUUGUUUUCUUUUUUCCCUUCUCAGUUAUGUUUUCUUUAUUUUCCUUCCUUAAUAGACCUUACGGAAGGAUAUGUGCAUUAAACUUUCGACACCAACUCUUAUGCGUAUAUUAUAUUACACACUAGUUUUUAUUUUACUACUACUUUGUUGUAGAAUCGAAAGUGAAUUGCUGUACAAAAUGCAGUCAGCUAAUAGAAGAUCGCUUCUUUCUUAAAGUUAUGGAUGAAUGCUGGCACGAAAAGUGUCUAAUUUGUUCCGAAUGUGGUGUGAGCUUGGAAAAGAGUUGCUUCGUGAAAGAUGGCCGAUUUUUCUGCAGGAACGACUACGAAAGGUAUUGUAUCAGAUUAUAUUAGUUUUAUCCGUUUGUAAUUAAUCGCCUUCCUUCCGUAAAUGCCCAUUAAUCGUAAUUAACAAAGAGACGGUCGACAUUGAAAUGUUACCCAUUGUUUUGUUGAUUGCGUAACAGAAUUUUUUUGUAUAGGGGAUAAUAUAUAUUGGCGAUAUAAUAGCCAUGCCCUCCUUUAUUCGUACCGUCGCCUUUUAACAAUACGCUUUGUAUUCAAUUAAGGUGUAAAUAAAGCGUUUAGUCGAGCGGUCAAGCAUUUUUUCUCACGUUUUUCAAAUUUUAUAUGAUCCUCUUUAAAGUAUAUAGUGUAGGCAUUCUAUCCUUUUUAUACUAUGUUUUCAAUUUAUAUAAUACGCGUUAUCUUAUAUAAUACAGGCUUAAAUAAAAUUAUUUGUAUCAAUGAAAAGCUUAGUUUACAUGUUUAUCGACAAACUAAGGUGUAAAAGCUACCGACUACAACCGCCGCAGCUACCUCUGCCUGCAAACGACCGAUAAGAGAGGUGUUGUGGGCCUAAAUAUAGGAAAGACUAAAAAUAAAUAUAUAAGUAUAAAGUUUUCGAAGGGCAAACAUUGCGGCUCCGUUUGAUCUGCAAAAAGAAAGGACAGUAAGCCUAGCGCAUGGCAGAUCGGACAGGGCGAUAAGAGCAAAGAUCAAUCGAUAGCUCCUUAAUCCGCCGCACCCUGAAAUAGCUCGUAAAAAUAUUCCGACAAUGGCCGAAAGACUUAACAACGACUCGUUAAAAAUUCCAACAGCUUUUCUUUUCCUUCUUUUUGCAGUUUGUAUUCAACAAAUUGUUGUGGUUGUCGGCGAAGUUUAUUAUACGGGACUUUUGUAAUGAGAACGAACUUGGGUCAAACUUUUCAUUUGGAAUGCUUUGCCUGUUCUAUUUGCCAUUAUCGGCUGCAAACUGGCGAUGAGUACGCUAUGAAAGAUGGCCAUCUACUUUGUAAGAUUCAUUAUGAUAAUUGUUUAAUUAAAUCUGAGCUUGAAUGGACAAUGAGUCCAAAGAGCGAUGAAGAAAGCAGUACUGAAGAGACUGACGGUCCGAAGGGACCUAAACGUCCGAGAACUAUCCUAAAUGCUAAUCAGAGAAGACGAUUUAAAACUGCUUUUGAAAUGAAUCCCAAACCUUGCAGAAAAAUAAGAGAAGUACUAGCGAAUGAAACAGGACUGUCACCACGAGUUGUUCAAGUGUGGUUUCAGAAUCAAAGGGCUAAAGUAAAAAAAUUGGCUAAACGUCAAUCUGACGGAAAUACAAGUCCGAGCGAUAAUUCAAAAAGGAAAAUGGCUGUAAAGAGAAAGAAAAAAGAUGAUCUCGUCGAAGAAACAGCUGAAAUAUUAAGUGAUAGCGCUUCGGAUUACUUACCAAACUCAUUAGACGGUUCAACGUUCAGGUCAAAUUCAAACUUUUUACAGGCAGCUUCUGGUUUACCGAAUCAAGCAAAUUCGUUUAAUAAUCCAAUAAAUAGACUUUAUUCCAUGCAAUCGGAUUAUUUUAAUAAUCGGGAUUAGCAAGUGUCUGAAAAAGAUAUAUAUUACAUUUCAAACUGUCUCAUAUACUGCCAAUUCUCUUACCGUUAAUUCUCUUAAACAGUGAAUUCGGUAUCGAUUUCGUUUUUAUGCCAUAAGUGCGAUAUAUCUACUAUAUGGAUUUAAUAUAUAUUUAUAUAAAUAUAUAAUAUGUAAAAAGAGGGAAAACUGAUAAUUUUCAUGUAAAAAAAAACAUUUUGAACAGUAUUGAAGUUGU
Dimorphilus gyrociliatus is the source of this 3276-nucleotide messenger RNA. NCBI's taxonomy places the organism in Eukaryota, Metazoa, Annelida, Polychaeta, Dinophilidae. The record is from the annotation of a GenBank genome assembly.